AGGAGACUGAUAGCAGCUUUCCAUUAACUGCUGCUCCUAUCAACAUGUUGCCUGCUGACAUUAAAGAAGAGGUCCCUGGAGAAAAGAAUCCUGAUGUGGACCAGCAGGAGCUGCAGCUUCUUUACAUAAAGGAGGAAGGUGAAAUGAUCUGUGACAGCCAGAAAGGAGAGCAAGAGAAUUUGAAGGAGGAGACUGAAGAUACCAGUUUUCCAUCAACUGUUGUUAAUAUGAAGAGUGAAGAGGAUGAAGAGAAACCUCCAUUCUCUACCUAUAAUCAACAGCUAUCAGAAGUCAGAGAUUUUACAAGCAGCCCUUCAACUGACUGUAUAAAAGUGAACAAUAAAGACGGUGACUCAAAUGUGGAUUCAGUGAAAAGAGUUCACUUAAGAAUCCAUCCAGAAGAGAAAUAUUUAGUUUGUGAUGUAUGCAGUAAAAGUUUUUCCAACAAGGCAAAUUUAAAAGCACACACAAGAAUCCACACAGGGGACCAUCCUUUUGGCUGUGAUUUAUGUGGAAGAAGAUUUUCUUGGAAGUCACAUUUAAAAAGACACAUGAUAAUCCACACAGGAGAAAAGUCUUUUGGCUGUGAUGCAUGUGACAAACAUUAUUCCUCAAAGUCAGGCUUAAUUAGUCAUAUGAAAAGUCACACAGGAGAGAAACCUUUUGGUUGUGAUAUCUGUGGAAGGAUAUUUUCCAGAAAACCAUAUUUAAAAACACACAUCAGAAUCCACACCGGAGAAAAACCUUUUGGUUGUGAUGUAUGUGGUAAAAAAUUUGCCGACAAGUCAUCCAUAAAUAACCAUAGGAAAAUCCAUACAGGAGAGAAACCUUUUGAAUGUGAUGCUUGUGGAAAAAGAUUUCCCUUUAGAAAAACUUUAAAAAGACACAUAACAACCCAUACAGGAGAUAAACCUUUUGAUUGUGAUGCAUGUGGGAAAAGAUUUUCCAGAAAGUCACAUUUAAACCUGCACUUGAGAAUCCACACAGGAGAUAAACCAUAUAGUUGUGUUGUAUGUGGGAGAAGAUUUUCCACUAAGGCACAUAUUGAAACACACAUGAGAACUCACACAGGAGAGAAACCUUUUGUUUGUAAUUUAUGUGGGAGAAGAUUUUCCAGAAAGUCACAUUUCAAAACACACAUGAGAAGCCACACAGGAGAGCAACCCUUUGGUUGUGAUGCAUGUAGUAAAAGAUUUACCAACAAGUCAGCCUUAACUAGUCAUAUGAGAUCUCACACAAAAGAGAAGCCCUUUGGUUGUACCACGUGUGGUAAAAGAUGUUACUCAAUGUCGGAAAUGAGCACACACAUUAGAAUUCACACAAGAGAGAAACCCUUUGGUUGUGAUACUUGUGGUAAAAGAUUUUCCUGUAAGUCACAGUUAAACAAACACACAAGAAUCCACACAGGAGAGAAAGCUUUUGGUUGUGAUGUUUGUGGGAAAAGAUUUUCUUCAAACUCAAAUUUAAAAACACACACAAGAAUCCACAGGGGUGACAAACCCUUUGGCUGUUCUGCAUGUGAAAAAAGAUUUUCCACUAAUGCAAAUCUUAAAAAACACUUAGGAAUCCACACUGGAGAGAAACCCUUUGAGUGUGAUGCUUGUGGUAAAAGAUUCUUCUCAAAUUAUGACUUAAAUAUACACAUGAAAAUACACAUUGGAGAGAAACCUUUUUGCUCGAGGCAGACGAGAUUAUAAAGUACAGCAGCUAGAAGGAAGGAUUUAUGGAAGUACUCUAUUGAGCAGCUGGGUUGCUCUCCAGUUCCAUGAGCAUGAGGUGUAGACAAGGCUCUGACUAGUAAGUGCUUUGAGACUUUUAACUCUACUCUGAAUAAGGGGCAGCCCAUGUAAGGACAUUGGAAUGGGUUUAAUAUUAUGAUCGUACUUUGUUUGUGUAAGAAUUCUAGAAGUAGCAUUUUGAAUUUUGAAAAAACGUAGUUGUCAUUGAUUUUUGAAAGUCCUGUAAAAACAUUACAACUGCAGAGUCUGCUGAAAACAAAUGCAUGAACUAAUUUUUCAAA
Molecule: messenger RNA, 2020 nt
Organism: Fundulus heteroclitus (mummichog)
Lineage: Eukaryota; Metazoa; Chordata; Actinopteri; Cyprinodontiformes; Fundulidae
Product: gastrula zinc finger protein XlCGF57.1
Exons: 2
Coding region: 45-1697 (550 amino acids)
Biological process (GO): regulation of cytokine production; negative regulation of transcription by RNA polymerase II; regulation of immune system process
Source: RefSeq, a predicted model, not a curated record